Molecule: messenger RNA, 2396 nt
Organism: Photinus pyralis (common eastern firefly)
Lineage: Eukaryota; Metazoa; Arthropoda; Insecta; Coleoptera; Lampyridae
Product: esterase FE4-like
Exons: 11
Coding region: 120-1796 (558 amino acids)
Source: RefSeq, a predicted model, not a curated record
CCUGCCACUGAUAACUUUGUAAUUGUAACUCAUUACCGCCCAAAAAAUGCUGUAAAAUUAGUACUCUAGUACACUGAUUUUACUAAUCACCGAAUGAUAAAAUUACAGUUAGCAUAAAAAUGUAUCUGGUCGUAUUACAGAUCACGUCCUUCAUCUACAUUUUUUUGGCAAACGCCGAUAAUACGUUAGAAAUUAAAGUGUCACAAGGACGGAUUAGAGGUGUUUUAACACAGACAUGGACCGGUAAAAAUUUUACCUCAUUUACUGGAAUUCCCUACGCCAAACCACCAAUUGGAGAACUAAGAUUUGAGGCACCGGUACCAGCAGAACCGUGGGAAGAUGUACUGGACGCGACCAAAUACGGAUCGAUUUGUCUUCAAGACUUAUUAUUACUGAACAUUUCGGAAGUGCCGGGGAACGAGGACUGUCUUUAUCUGAACGUUUACACACCUCAGGUAAUUUACUACCUGUCUCAAAGAAAUUCAUUAUUGUUACCCGUAAUGUUUUAUAAUCAUGGAGGAGGCUGGAUGCUUGGAAGCGGCAAUGAUGAAUGGCACGGACCAGGGUUUCUCUUGGAUCAAGACUUGGUUCUGGUUACGUAUAAUUAUAGAUUAGGUCCACUUGGGUUUAUUAGCAUGGGAGAUGAUGUAGUGCCGGGAAACAAUGGCCUAAAAGACCAAGUUUUAGCUUUAAAGUGGGUAAAAGAGAACAUCAUAGCUUUUGGUGGAGAUCCUAAUCGUAUCACCGUUUUUGGAAAUUCAGCAGGCGGAGCAAGCACGCACUUCCAAACAGUGUCACCGCUAACCAGGGAUUUAAUUAGCGGGGCCAUUCUUCAAAGUGGCACCGCUUUUUCGCCGUGGGCGUUGUCUUCUAAAGAGAGAGCGAGGAACAAAUCAUUGACUUUAGCGGAACGGUUUGAUUGUGCAUUAUCUGACAGUAGACUUAUGAUAGAGUGUCUUAAGACACCAUCUGCAAUGGAAAUAACGAAAGCAUCUCAAAAACUUUAUGAGUGGCAUAAACAUUCUUCAAUACCAUUUCGACCUGUCAUUGAACACAAUAUCAAAAAUUCAUUUUUGCCAGAUCACCCUGCAAACAUAAUCGCAUCGGGUAAGGCAGCAAAAGUUCCCAUCAUGCUCAGUGUAACAACCGAAGAUGGGUUAUUAAUGUCAGGAGGUUUGUUUAACCACAGCGAGAUUUUUGAUCAAUUUACUAAGAAUUUUGAAAAGAAUGCGCCAUUAGCACUAAUCUACGAUGAUCUCACGUGGACGAAUAAGAUUCGGUCGUUCUACGUACAUGGUCAAGAAAUUGGGUCAAAGCACACGUCGGAAAUUACCAAGAUGUUUACGGAUUGGUGGUUUUUCUACCCCAUGUACGCAACGGCUCAGAUGCACGCUCGGUUUUUAAAAGAAAAUGUUUUCCAGUUAUUGUAUGGGUACCGUGCACCCAGAACGUACGCAGAUAAAUAUGGGAAUGACAAACACAAUUAUGGUGUUGCGCAUUGCGAUGAGCUACUUAACUUUUUCACCACAACGCGUUAUGGAAUUUACCACAAGAGCGAGCUUGAUAUACGUGCUGUUAAAACCACUACCAAACUUUGGGAAAAUUUCGCACGAACUGGGAACCCGACCCCAGAUUCCGAGUUACCCAUUUGGCAACCCACGACUUUGGAGAACUCCAAUUUAUACUUCAUCGACAAUAACGUGGAAACCCGGAUGGUGGAUAAUGUGUUUAUGGACAGAAUCGCCUUUUGGGAAAAAUUAAUGAAUAAGAAACGAAAUCAAAAUGUGGAAUUAUGAAGAAAUAAUUGGUGAAUUGAAUAAGAUCGAGCACCGAAUGAAUCAUCUUGGGAGCAACUAUAGAUUAGUGCGGUACUAAGAUACUAUAGUCAUUUUUACGGUAGAUAGUUACAAAAUUGGUUUCGGACAAAACGAUAAGGCUAUGGAUCCCUGUGGACCGUUAUUUAAAUCUCCUAAAAAUUAUAAAAUUCAACAACGCGUACUGAACAAACUUUUUAGCACAAAAUGGGGUACACGUGCCCGAUAAGAGAGGAAUAAAUUAGGUUUCAAGGAGAAUCGAGGAUAUUUCAUAGUGCUCAGUACAAAUAUUUUCUUUAAUGUUAUCGUAAAUUUAGUUUGUCAAGUUCUUAGUUAACCUUUGAUUGAUAACAAUAAUAUGUUUGAUAUUUUUUAAUCUUGAAUGUGCAAUACCAUUUUUUGUAGCUACAAGUACCAAAAGUACAUCUAUAUCUAAUAUACAAGCUACAAUAGACCAUAUCUUUUUUUUUCUAAUUAGAAUAAAAAAAAACAUCUAAAAUCGUUUUGUCGAUGUUAUUAUUUUAAAAGGAAAAUAAGUAUCGUGCCAUAUUAAAGAAGCUGCAACUUCAAUAAGAAGGGAAU